CACAGUGGUGCUCUAAAACACUGUGUUUAACCUCUGCGUUUUUUCUUUCAGUACUUUUGUUCCCGACAAGUCGUUAAAAUGAUUCUUUUGUUUUGAGCGUUUUGUGCGAGUGUGCAUGUGUGUAAGAGAGAGUGCUACCGUAUCUUAUUUUUUCUUUCAUUACGUGAAGCAGUAAUGUGCUGCUUUAUAUCGGCAGACUGUUAGCGUCUGGGAUCUGUUCUCACCAGGAAUCUGUACCCGGAGGGGAUAUACCAGGAUGGUUACGUCCUGUUCGUAACCAGCUUCAGCUAGACGAAGGCCAACUCAACUCUAGACUUAACUACCAAAUCCCUUCCAACCUACCACCAUCAGCCAUGUCUAACAUAAACAAUCCACUUUGCAUUGAGAAUGGACAGAAUGAUGUGUCUCUCUUGCAAAAGGAUAACCUUCAGAAUCUCCAGAAUCUCCAGGAUGGUGGAUUAAGUCAGCUGUUGGAUUACAAUGCUGAGAUGGAAAGGUACAGGUCUUUUGCAAACUUUUAUAAAACCAAUGGGGCAUUUCCACAGACUGCUAAAAUCGCCCGCAUCACGACACCAAUUUUUCCCAGUGCCAGAAUUGGCGUGUCCCCUUGGAACUGUGAUAACGCCAUGCUCUGGGGAAGGAAAUCAGCGGCAAUAAACCCUAAUAGGACCAGCAUGCACAGAAAUGACUCCCAGAGGCCGGGAAAGCCUGGCGUGGCGCCAGAGACGCUGCAAAUGGCAAAUAAUAAUUUCCUCUCUACCUUAUCCCCUGAACACUGCAGACCUUUAGCAGGAGAAUGCAUGAACAAGCUGAAAUGCGGCGCUGCUGAAGCAGAGAUAAUGAAUCUCCCGGAACGCGUUGGAACUUUUUCCGCUAUUCCGGCUUUAGGGGGCAUCUCAUUACCUCCCGGGGUCAUCGUCAUGACAGCCCUUCACUCCCCCGCAGCCUCAGCAGCCGUUACAGACAGUGCGUUUCAAAUUGCCAAUCUGGCAGACUGCCCACAGAAUAAUUCCUCGGCAUCCAGUGGAAACCCAGCCAAGAAGAAAAGGAAAAGGUGUGGGGUCUGCGCGCCCUGCAGGAGGCUAAUCAACUGCGGGGUGUGCAGCAGUUGUCGGAACCGCAAAACGGGCCACCAGAUCUGCAAAUUUAGGAAAUGCGAGGAGUUGAAGAAGAAGCCUGGCUCGUCGCUGGAGAGGACACCGGUCAAUAAUGGGGAAGCGUUCCGAUGGUUCUUUUAGUCCCGCCACUGGUGACAUCACGUCGACAGACGUCAGGCUCUGACUCACUGCGAGAAGCACUUGUGGGCUCCGGAAACGGAACUGUGGAGAAGAAAAGGAAGACUUAAACAGAAAAAAAAGAUAAAAAGAAAACAUUAUGGUGUUGGUUUGACUCUGUAAUUUCCUUUCCUGUGUAAUUAUUGUACCUUUUGACAGUAUCAUAAUGUAUAUUUUUUGGUGUCUAUGAAUGUGUUUCAGUGUCGUGGCUGUGCAAGUUACAGCCAUUCUUAUAUAAAGGACUCAAUAGACAAUCAUAACAAUGAAAUAAGGGGAAAAAAACAAGGCCACAAGGAUUAACUACACUCUCUUUAGGUCUGGAGCAAUAAUCUUUAAGGUGAUUAUUCCUCGCCAUCACAUUCAGGUUUACUUUUUGAUCACAUUCAACGAUACCUCGUUUUUGGCUGGGUCGGCCCACCUCAAGGAUGUGAGCCACAACCACCAUAGAGCCUCCGAAUCAUCCAAUGACAAGGCUGUUUCCUUACUGAUCUGAUCUGAGAAGACAGCAGCGGCAGGCGAACUGUUUUUUCUUUAUUUUCCUUUAAUUGUGUUUGCUAUGUGCAGCAUGUGGUGGAACAGGGCACAUUGUCUUGUUGACAAGUUGCACUUUUGUUGUGUAGACUAAAAUGAUCCCAUGUUAGAGCACAAGAAAGCUUUUGGUUGGUCUAGAAACUUGGAAAGAUGGUGUUAUGAGCUUUUUGUAAUAGCUGCUUGGCCUUUUUGAGAAAUUCUCAUUUGGUUUUUGGUUUUUGUUUGUUUUUCUUUUUUAUUAUUAUUAUUCAAAUGGUUGAACAUAAGCUGUCUAAAAGGUAGUUAGAAGUACCAGUAAAGGAAUUCUAGUUAACAUUUAAAAAUCUAAAGUUUCAGCACUCUCUGAAAGUCCAUCAGAUAUUGGGUUGACUGUCCCAUGAGCUGGAGUGUGCAUAAUGUCUCCACCACAAGUCUGUAUCUGAUCUGCUAAUAGUCUGUUGAACUGAAGCAAAGUAACACAUUCCAAACUAAAUUAUUCAAUAAGUUACUCAUCGUCUUAAACCCUAUUGUUGCAUGUGUAAAUGUGUUUUGGUUUUAAAAUUAAGAAGAAUUUGUAAAUUGUUGUUGUGAUGCUUUCAUGUGUUCAAAUAAUAAAUAAGGUUACAAAA
Messenger RNA from Engraulis encrasicolus (European anchovy), 2413 nucleotides. It is a transcript of the gene cxxc4, whose product is annotated as CXXC finger 4. The record is from RefSeq and is a predicted model, not a curated record. Lineage: Eukaryota; Metazoa; Chordata; Actinopteri; Clupeiformes; Engraulidae. Gene Ontology annotation, molecular function: zinc ion binding; methyl-CpG binding. The coding region runs from base 354 to 1238 and encodes 294 amino acids. The transcript has 3 exons. Gene Ontology annotation, cellular component: nucleus.